This is a messenger RNA of Letharia lupina, 588 nucleotides long. RefSeq lists its product as uncharacterized. Lineage: Eukaryota; Fungi; Ascomycota; Lecanoromycetes; Lecanorales; Parmeliaceae. The record is from RefSeq and is a predicted model, not a curated record. The transcript is spliced from 2 exons. The coding region runs from base 1 to 588 and encodes 195 amino acids.
AUGCCCGCAACCCCGACCGACGAGCUCCGCUUCCUCCGCACCCUCACCCCGCCCCCUCCUACCUCCUCCACUUCCAACCCGGACUCGGACGACUACGAUCCCUACCGGUCGCCCUCGCCGGAGAACACGACGGGCGUGCAGUUCGACCCCCGGGAUCGCAUGUGGCGGUGUACGCGCUGCGGGUGGGAGGUGGAGACGAUUGAUGGGGUGCAGGGGUCCGAUUUGACGCGGGUCGAUGGUUGGUUCUCGACUUGUGAGUGGGAUGUGGGCAUGUGGAGUGAUCAGGGGGGCGAGGAUGGAAGCUUUGAUGGGAAUGAGGGGAGGAGUGAGGAUGAGUUUAUUUUCUUGGGGGAGGUGGGGGAGAUGGUGGUGGGGGGCAGUGGUGGAGAGGAUGACGAAGAGCGGGAGGAUGUUGUUCAUGAUGAUGAUGACGAUGAUGGUGAUGAUAUGGGUUGGAUUGUUGAGAAUGAGGAUGUAGAGGAUGAGGUGUGGGAGGGGGAUGAUGAUACUCGGAUGGAGGACGAAGGGCCUCGUGAGCCUGGGCUUGGUGCUCUGUAUCAGCGAGAUGCGAUGGAGGGUGGGGAGUAA